GUUGUCCUUCACUAACAUAUUUGUAAUUGAGGUUUGGUGAAACUGUCGAAUAACUUAUCGGCAGACAAUAAUUUAAGUUGGAGUGGAUCGUUUUACUUUUUACAACUUUGUUAAGCUGACUCGGAAAGACAACAGUUCUCUUUUUGUGUGUUGGGUUGCUAUGGAAACCAUACGUGUUGGCCAUGCGUUACUGAGACAUUAUCCUCUGUCUGUGAAAUGUCAUAAUGUACCAUGAAAACAUCAAAGCUACCCGUGAAGCUGUCACCAGGGAGGACGGGGAGCCUUCCUCCUGCUCGCAUGCUUGGGUCCCCCAGUGUCCCUAACCUGACAGGAAAGAAUGAUCACCUUCUUCACAACAAAACGCUCAGUGAUGACGAAAAUCAUCUCCCAGAUGAUGGGAGGUUGGUUGGUUUGCGCUACAUCACCGAGGACCUGAUAAGGAGGGUGACUAAACAAGAUGACCUCUCCUCUGUCCAGACUCUCAACCUCUGUGGGACUAAAAGUGACAAGAACAUUAAGUAUAUAGAGAAUCUGGAGAGGUGUGAGAGACUGCAGGUGCUUAAUCUCAGUUACAACAUCAUUCAGAAGAUGGAGAAACUGGACAGGUUACACAGACUCAAGGAGCUUGACCUCUCCCACAACACAAUACGGAAGCUUGAGGGCCUUCAGCACAUGGGGAGUCUCCAGCUGCUCAAUCUGUCCUAUAACCUGAUCGAGAGCGUCCCUCUGUGGCUGCCCAAGAGACUGCGCUCCCUAACCACCCUCAAUCUGCAGGACAACAGUAUCUCCUCGCUGCAUGAGCUGUGCAGGCUGAAGCCGCUGCUGAGCCUGAGUGAGCUGAGGGUGUGUGGGAACCCUCUGAGCCUGCUGCCUCACCACCGCCCUCUCCUCAUCUACCACCUGAGGGCGCUACAGCUGCUCGACACACAGGCCGUGAGCCAGCACGACAGAGACCAGGCUCAUCAGCGCUUCCACAUGGUCUGCACUGCUUACUGUUUUCUGUCUCUCUUCUCCAUCUUAUUGGGUUUCUGUAUUUACCUCUCCAUCUUCUCCUUGCCUUCGGCUCAGACCUCUGUAUCUGAUAUUCUUCUGGAAUCUGUAUGCCAGCUGAGGCAGAAGACAGGGGAGUUGACGCGGGCGUGCCAGAAGCACUAUGAGCUGGAGCAGGAACUGGCCUUCCUCAAGAUCGAUGCCAAGUUUGAGCCGCUGCCCUAUGUGCCAGGACAGGACGCAGGACCUGGCAGCGGGCCUAGCGAGAGCCCCUACAUCGGGAAGGCUCGUCACCAGAGGAGACCCGUAGCUAGAGCCGAGCCUGAUGCGGAUGACCAGCCCGGUCCAGCCAGUAGGGUCGCCUCGGUAUCAUGGAUCAGCCCCGGAGAUGUUUCCGAUAAAGCUGAGGAGAGCAGAGAAGAGGAGCGGCUGCAGCUGCUACAGGUGGAGAUAAAGCGUCUUGAGCAGCAGAUCGUUUCGGCCAAUCAAGAGCUCCGAGGCCUGGAGGAGACUGCUACUCAGAAGCGGGUGUGUGAGGCUGAGCGGGAGCGUAUCCGUCAGCAUCUCAUGGUGAAGCUGCAGGAGCUGAGGAAGGACCAGGCGGAAGCCCAGAGUCUGGAGACGCAGCUGGACACCCAUGCAGCCCACAUGGGCCGCGCACAAACACAGCUGGACCUGCUCACUGACCAGCUACAGAGCCUAGAACCGUCAGAGCCCAAACACGAUCAUCUGAAGGCCCAGGUGUCUCGUCAGAAGCAGCUGCUGGACAUCAUGAGCCAGCGUCAUGCGGAGCUGGAGGCCAGACUGGACUACAUGAUCACGCGCAUCGCCCAGGAGACCCAGGACAUCCAGGACCUGGAGCAGCAGCUCACCGAUGGUCAGAUCUUGGCGAAUGAGUCUCUGAAGCGGGAGUUGGAGGACGUGAUCUCGGGCCUGCAAGAGUAUCUGUGUGGGGUCAGAGGUCAAGCUUGCCAGGCCCAGAGCGACUGCCGCCGCCUCCAGAGCCAGAACCAGGCGCUAGAGCGCCUCCUGCAGGACAGAGAGGAGCAGUGCAGGCAGUUGCAGCACGGGCAGGAGGAGGAGAGGAGCACAGAGACAGAGAAGCUGAGAGCAGAGCUGAGUAGGCUGCGAUCACUCACUAAGGUAGAGCGGGCAGCUCUUGAAGCAGAGCUUCAGAAUGAGAGACAGGCCAGAGAAAACGCUGAGGUUCGCAUCCAGCUAGAGACUGAAAACCUUCUGGAACACAUCAGCUCACUAAAGGAGGAGAGUGAUGCUUUGCGAGACGAUGCUGCUGAACUACAGACUAAACUGCAGAGCACCUCCGCAGUCUUCAUCCACCCAGAUGAUCUACUGCAGCGCCUGCAGAGCCUUACACAGAACCUCAGCACAGACACACCUGACGCCAGUGUGGGAGCCACUCUACAGAACGUUGCUGUGGAGGAGCGUCUACAGGAGCUGCAGCAGGAGGUCUGGCGUCUGGUCAGACAGGAGAGGGAGCAGAGGGAGGAGUCUAAACGGCUGCAGGAGGAGAGGGAGGAGUCUAAACGGCUGCAGGAGGAGAGGGAGGAGUCUAAACGGCUGCAGGACGAGUGGGAGGAGGCUAGACGCCAGCAGGAGACUCUGAGUGGGGAACUGCAGCUCCUGAGACAGCAGCUCACAAGCGUGCAGAAACAGAACCAGCAGCAGACUUGGGAGGCUGCCAAGAAGAAGAGUGAACAUGAGACGGAGCUCCGCAAGCUGAGGGAGGAGCUUCAAGGGGACCAAGAGGUGGAGCUUCAGAGGCUGAGGGAGGAGCUUGAGGCUGCACAGGAGGCAGAACUCCAGCAACUAAAGGAGGAGCUUAGGGAGAGACAGGAGGCGGAGCUUAACAGACUGAGGAAGAAGCUUCAGAAGGCCCAAGAGGCGGCGCUUCAGGGCCUAAGGGAGGAGCUUCAGGAGGCCCAGGAGCAGCAGUACCUGAUGAGCCAACGUCUGCAGGAGGCUGAGAGCGAGCGGGAGGGCCUCCUCAUGGAGCUGCACCAGCAGGACACACAGGCUCUGGAGGAGCUGAAAAAGAGUGUGUCUAGUGCUGACAGGAGAGCUGGUCAGCAGUUGGCCGCAGUCACACAGCAGCUACAGACACUCUACAGGACAGCACUGCAUAUACGCCAGCAGAGGGAGCAGGAUGCAGAGCAGCUGGAGGACUCUCGGCAGCAUAUGGCUGAGGCGGGUCAGGACCUGGAGAGGGCUGAAACAGAGACGGCUUUUCUGCAGAGGCAGUGUGUGUUAGAUAGUAAAAGUGCUGGAAGCCCAGAAAGCAGCCACCAGCAGGAGGACCUGGAGCAGUUAACUAGAGCUGUCAAGACUGACUGAACAGCUGAGCCAGGCUUCUAGAGAUAAGAGUUUGAGUGUGGAGGAGCUCCUGGAUGAGAUGGUUUCCCUGAGGGACACCCUAAAGCAGAGCAGCUAUGUGUCCAACCUGCAGGACAGCCACAGGAGCGGACACUGGUACUUCAUCCAC
Alosa alosa (allis shad) is the source of this 3490-nucleotide messenger RNA. RefSeq names its product centriolin-like. Gene Ontology annotation, molecular function: protein binding. The record is from RefSeq and is a predicted model, not a curated record. Bases 232 to 3342 code for a protein of 1036 amino acids. Lineage: Eukaryota; Metazoa; Chordata; Actinopteri; Clupeiformes; Clupeidae. The transcript is spliced from 22 exons.